Messenger RNA from Venturia canescens, 2719 nucleotides. It is a transcript of the gene Mcm6, whose product is annotated as minichromosome maintenance 6. The transcript has 8 exons. Gene Ontology annotation, molecular function: ATP binding; single-stranded 3'-5' DNA helicase activity; single-stranded DNA binding. Lineage: Eukaryota; Metazoa; Arthropoda; Insecta; Hymenoptera; Ichneumonidae. The record is from RefSeq and is a predicted model, not a curated record. Gene Ontology annotation, biological process: DNA replication initiation; double-strand break repair via break-induced replication; mitotic DNA replication. The coding region runs from base 149 to 2617 and encodes 822 amino acids. Gene Ontology annotation, cellular component: MCM complex; nucleus.
CGUUGGCAAUACUGAUUGACGCAUGUUCCUGCUUCCCGCCAAAAACGUGCGGCAGGCGUUCUAGCUGUAAGUUGUGCUGAAAACAAAACUCAGACGUUCAGUGUUUGUCGAUUUUUGACAAUUUUUAUUAGAAUAACAACGAGGAACAAUGAAUCUCGAUUUGCAAACUCAUCAAGCUCGCGUUCGUGACGAUAUUGGAAUACAGUGUCAAAAAUUGUUUCAGGAUUUUCUUGAAGAAUUCAAAGAAGAUGGAGAAGUGAAGUAUUUUGAACCUUCCAAAGAAUUGGUCAGCCCAGAGCGCAGUACGCUCGAAGUUUCCUUCGAAGACAUUGAAAAAUAUAAUCAAGUUUUGUCCACAACCAUUAUCGAGGAAUAUUAUAGAGUUUAUCCCUACCUCUGUCAAGCUGUUUGCAAUUACGUGAAGGACACUGGGGAAUUGAAACAGGAUAAAGAAUGUUAUCUUAGCCUGGUUGAUGUACCAACGAGGCACAAGCUACGAGAGUUAACAACAACAAAAAUUGGAACAUUGACCAGAAUAUCAGGCCAAGUAGUCCGAACUCAUCCUGUUCACCCUGAGCUCGUUCUUGGAACUUUCAUGUGUCUGGAUUGUAAUGCGCAGAUUAAAAAUGUCGAGCAACAGUUCAAGUUCACGAAUCCAACAAUUUGCCAUAAUCCUGUAUGCAGCAACAGAAAAAGAUUUGCUCUCGACGUUGACAACUCUGUUUUCGUUGACUUUCAAAAAGUCAAAAUUCAAGAGGCACAGUCCGAGCUCCCUAGAGGUUGUAUACCACGCUCCUUGGAAAUUAUCCUGAGAGCCGAAACCGUUGAAACUGUUCAAGCUGGUGACAGAUAUGACUUCACUGGAACAUUGAUAGUAGUCCCUGAUGUUGGAGCCUUGGCUUUGCCUGGUACAAAAGCUGAAAUAAGUUCUCGCCACAAAGGAGGAUCCCAGGGAGAAGGCGUUCGUGGACUCAAAGCUUUGGGAGUCAGAGAUCUCAACUACCGACUUUCUUUUCUUGCAUGCAGCAUAUCUGCGACUAGUUUGAGGUUUGGUGGUACGGAAAUGGCAAUGGAUGACAUAUCGCAAGAAAUGAUGAAGAGCCAAAUGUCCGAGGCCGAAUGGAACAAAGUUUACGAGAUGAGCCGUGACAAAAAUUUAUACACGAAUCUCGUAUCGAGUUUGUUCCCAGCAAUCCACGGUAGCGACGAGGUUAAAAAAGGAAUUACGUUGAUGCUGUUCGGAGGCGUGGCAAAGAAAACGAUCGAGGGUACGGCGCUUCGAGGUGACAUAAAUUGUUGCAUCGUCGGUGACCCGAGUACAGCAAAGUCGCAAUUUCUCAAGCAAGUCGCUGAUUUUUCUCCUCGAGCGGUUUACACUUCGGGCAAAGCAUCAAGUGCUGCGGGUUUGACCGCAGCGGUUGUACGAGACGAAGAUUCCUCGGAUUUUGUAAUCGAGGCUGGAGCUUUGAUGCUUGCCGACAAUGGAAUUUGUUGCAUCGAUGAGUUUGACAAAAUGGAUGCUGUUGAUCAAGUCGCAAUUCACGAAGCUAUGGAACAACAGACCAUUUCGAUAGCGAAAGCUGGAGUGAGAGCGUCACUGAAUGCGAGAACUUCGAUUCUUGCAGCUGCGAAUCCGAUUGGCGGUCGUUACGACAGAUCGAAAUCGUUGCAAAAAAACGUAAUGCUAACGGCACCUAUUAUGUCGCGUUUCGAUCUUUUCUUCAUUCUGAUUGACGAGUGCAGCGAAGUUGUCGACAACGCGAUAGCGAAAAAGAUUGUUGAUUUACACAGUAACAAUGCCAUGAACAUCGAUACCGUUUAUGAUCAAGCGGACAUAUUGCGAUACAUCAAUUUCGCGAAACAUUUCAAACCCGUUUUGAACGCUGAAGCCGGAGAAUUGCUGGUUGAAAGUUAUACGAGCUUGAGACAACGGGAAGGUACGGGCACUGGUAAAGGAACGUGGCGCGUUACCGUACGACAACUCGAAAGUCUCGUCAGAUUGUCCGAAGCUCUUGCCAAAUUAGAAUGCGUCGAUGAAGUCACUGUCAAACACGUCAAAGAAGCCAGAAGACUGUUGAGCAAAAGUAUCGUCAGGGUUGAACAACCCGAUAUAGACCUUGACGAGGGUGGACCCACCGAGGAGCCUACGGGAAUGGAUUUGGACGACGCACCACCUCUGAUGGAAGCUUUUAACAGAAACGGAGACGAAUCAAGUGAGACCCCUCUUACAAACGGUACAAACGGUCACGAAUCUGGCGAACUCCCGAAAAAGAAGUUGACCAUGUCCUUCGAGGAGUACAAAAAUCUGUCAAACAUGUUUGUUCUGUAUAUGAGAAACGAAGAGAAUAGAAUCGAGGCCGAGGACGAGAAUAAAGAAGGCAUUCGAAAAUCCGAACUCGUCGCAUGGUAUCUCGAUCAAUCACAGGAUCAGAUAGACAGCGAGGAGGAACUUCUUGAGGCUAAAGCUUUGGCAGAAAAAGUGAUCGAUAGGCUCAUUUAUCACGACCAAAUAAUGAUCCCGUUGACGACAACGGAGCUCCGGAGUCGGGGAGACGGUGCCGGAGACGAAGAUGAUCCCAUGCUCGUCGUGCAUCCCAAUUACGUCAUCGACAAUUAGUUGAUAGUUACUAUAUAAUCAACGAUUAGCAGUACAGUUAAUAAUUUUAUACUCGUCUCCUUCAACACGAAAAUAUACAUACAUUUGUUUUUUUUUCUAUUA